GCGGCGCUCGAUCUGCAGAGCAGUCACCCCCUCCCACCUGUGCUGUUGAUCGCGGCGGCUGAGUGCUGUGAACGGGUUCAUUCCUCAUCUCGCCCCCUUGACGUCCUCCCCUCCUUCUUGUGCGCUGUCGAUCUGCUGGGCGUUUGGUCCUUCCUGCCUUCCUCUCCCUCUCCAUCUUGUGGGUGGGACAUGGCUGCGACGACCCUGUGGGAACGUUUGUGCAGCAUGGAUAUCAAGCUGCUCGGCGUAACGGGCAUCGUCGCCGCCGGCGCCGGUGUUCUGGUGGGCCUGCCCUUUGGUGCCGGUGCCCUUUUGGUCGGCCUGGGCGCAGCCUACUAUUUUGGCCACCGCUCUCCCCCUAUUGCCCUCAACCCGGACCAAAAGAUUCCCUUUGCCCUCAUUGAGAAGGAGGUGUUGAGCCACGACACGACUCGCUUCCGUUUUGCGCUCCAAUCCCCCGAACAUGUGCUUGGCCUGCCCGUCGGCAAGCACAUGAACUUUUCUUGCAAGGUCGAUGGCAAGCUCGUGGUCCGCUCCUACACUCCCGUUUCCUCCAACGAUGAGAUUGGCUACUUUGACAUGGUCAUCAAGGUCUACAAACCCCUCCCCCCUCGCUUCCCCGAUGGCGGCAAAAUGAGCCAGUACUUUGAUCAGAUGAAGAUUGGUGAUACCAUCGACGUGCGUGGCCCGGCUGGCCACAUUGAGUAUGCCCGCCCUGGCGUCAUUAUCCUCCACAAGGACAAGAAGUCGGCACCAAUCGUCAAGAACGUCACCAAGUUUGCCAUGAUCGCGGGUGGCACCGGCAUCACCCCUUGCCUCCAGAUCAUCCGUGCCAUCAAGAAGAACCCUGCUGACCGUACCGAGGUCUACCUCGUCUUUGCCAACAAGUCGGAGGAUGACAUUUUGCUGCGCAAGGAGCUGGAUGAAGUGGCUGAAGAUCCCCGCUUCCACAUCUGGUACACCAUUGAUAAGGCCGGUCCUGGCUGGAAGUACAGUGAGGGCUACAUCGAUGAAGCCAUGCUCCGCGAGCACUUGCCCCCUGUCGGCGAGGAUGUACAGGCUUUGAUGUGCGGUCCCCCCCCAAUGCUCAAGUUUGCCUGUGUGCCCAACCUGGAGAAGCUUGGCUACCGCAGCGACCAGAUGGCAACCUUUUAG
Messenger RNA from Monosiga brevicollis MX1, 1155 nucleotides. RefSeq lists its product as uncharacterized. The transcript is spliced from 8 exons. Bases 190 to 1155 code for a protein of 321 amino acids. The record is from RefSeq and is a predicted model, not a curated record. Lineage: Eukaryota; Choanoflagellata; Craspedida; Salpingoecidae. Gene Ontology annotation, molecular function: FAD binding; oxidoreductase activity.